AUGACUGACCAUUUCUUUCAAAGAGCGAAUUCUUUAUGGUAUAUACCUAUUAUCGGAGGCCUUGUACAAUUCGCUAUUGUGACAUUUCGGCCUAAUUUAAUGCCCUAUGAAAUUUUGGGUCCAUACGGUCAAUUUACGAAAUUUUUAGCAUAUAAUCAUCAUUGUUCGCUUGUGUGGGGCUUUUGGAUUGCUAUUGGUUUACAUUUUUUGGAAGCAGUAAUUGCUUAUAGAAUAUGUCGAAAAUUACAUAUUGACGCUUUCAAUACAAUUCGAUGGUUCCUACAGACAUUAUCGUUAGGUUAUGUUUCGUUGGGUAAAUUAAGAAAAUAUGCAGCAAAGAAACGAUAA
Molecule: messenger RNA, 348 nt
Organism: Rotaria socialis
Lineage: Eukaryota; Metazoa; Rotifera; Eurotatoria; Philodinida; Philodinidae
Source: the annotation of a GenBank genome assembly